This is a messenger RNA of Amaranthus tricolor (Joseph's coat), 1168 nucleotides long. RefSeq names its product GTP-binding protein SAR1A-like. Bases 315 to 896 code for a protein of 193 amino acids. Gene Ontology annotation, cellular component: endoplasmic reticulum exit site; COPII vesicle coat. The record is from RefSeq and is a predicted model, not a curated record. Gene Ontology annotation, molecular function: GTPase activity; GTP binding. Gene Ontology annotation, biological process: intracellular protein transport; endoplasmic reticulum to Golgi vesicle-mediated transport; membrane organization. Lineage: Eukaryota; Viridiplantae; Streptophyta; Magnoliopsida; Caryophyllales; Amaranthaceae. The transcript is spliced from 3 exons.
UAUUUACAAGUCAAAAAUCAAAUCAAAUUGAGUACGAAAUAACUCGAUUUGUAAUACCGUACCUAAAACGGGUUCGAACACCCGGUUUACCCACGAGGACAUGACACAGCCUUACACCAGUAUCGCAUCACCUCUCCAUUUCUCUCUCUCUCUCUCUCUCUCCAGACAUUUGCAUCACUCCAUUUCUUUCCAAUGAAACUACUUGUCGGCUGCAUUUAUUUCUAAGAAGUUUCCUUGAUCAUCCAAGUUUCCUUGAUCCAACGUUGAGUUUCAAUUUGCUCAGAUCCCAGAAAUUUUAAUUUCCAAUACAAAUCAUGUUUCUUUUUGAUUGGUUUUAUGGGAUCUUAGCCUCUCUUGGGUUAUGGCAAAAAGAGGCUAAAAUCUUGUUCUUAGGUCUUGAUAAUGCUGGGAAAACUACCCUUCUUCAUAUGCUCAAAGAUGAGAGGCUUGUUCAACAUCAACCAACACAGCACCCCACAUCAGAAGAGUUGAGCAUUGGAAAAAUCAAGUUCAAAGCUUUUGAUUUGGGAGGUCACCAAAUUGCUCGUCGAGUUUGGAAGGAUUACUAUGCUAAGGUAGAUGCAGUGGUGUACCUUGUCGAUGCGUUCGAUAAGGAGAGGUUUGUGGAAUCAAAGAAAGAAUUAGAUGCCCUUCUAUCCGAUGAAGCCUUAGCUAGCGUUCCAUUUCUCAUCCUCGGUAACAAGAUUGACAUACCAUAUGCCGCAUCAGAGGACGAGCUGCGUUUCCAUCUUGGUUUAUCCAACUGUACAACCGGCAAAGGGAAAGUAAACCUCUCCGAUUCCAAUGUCCGAGCCCUGGAGGUUUUCAUGUGCAGUAUUGUCCGUAAAAUGGGUUAUGGGGAAGGGUUCAAGUGGAUGUCGCAGUACAUCAAAUAGAUAAUAUGAUCGAUGAGAUUCGAAAUUCUACACAGGGAUGAGAAGUUUAGGGAAUGAAUUGAGGUUAAAAGAGGUUGAUGUUAUUCAUCUUUUAGUUUGAAAUUUGUUUUUCUAAAUUAAUUGGCUGGGAUUAUGAAUUUUCUGCCUUUUUCUGCAUGGAGAAUCAAAUUAAUUUUUUGUAAGUUGCAGUAAAAUUAACAAAUUUUAUCAGCUUCAGAAUUUGGAAACUCUUCAGAAGAAAUAAAUAUUGGUUUUGUUUGGAUGAUCCUUAA